CAUUGACAGGCACAUUGCGUGUUCUCAGGAAGCGAGACUCCGGUCCCUGCAGAAAGCCUGGCCGCGCAUGCUAUGCUAUGCCACGAUAGCGUGGAAUUCUAGUAUUGCAUCAAAAUAUAAUAAUGAGUGCAAAGUUUUAAAGGAACUGCGAGGAGUUUGCGUCACAGCAGUUCCUUUUGACAAUCUAAAGCAGAGAAAGCAAGGUUAUAGGUCAUGCUCAUUUAACUUCAGCACAUUUCAGGUAACUAGUAACUAGUAGGAACUACAGAACCCCGGGGGUGAGGCGGGCAUCAUCUCCGAUGACGCCCGAAGAGUAAGGGCCCUUACUGUGCGAAGACAUGCUUGGCUCCAGCAAUAUAUAUAGCACCUGAAAUCCCGCGAAACCCUUGGAAAAGGGACCCCCAGGGGACCUCCGUGGCAUUCCAGGGCACGGUCGCGUGUCGAAGCACGUCGGGCACUAGGCGUCUCAAAGCUCGGCGCUGUGGUGGGCCUAGGCACUGGCGGCGACGACACAUGCACACAGUUAUGGCUUUGCAAUUCCGCGUGCGGCAGACGGCAGUCCCGGGCCGCUUUGAAGCCGGUCUCUUCUAUCAAGGCGUCUCGAAGCCGGGGGCUGCGUCGGUGCAAAGCCAUUGGCGUUUGCGCCAUCUGCUCCUUACAGUCCUAAGCACAGCUGGCAAAUGGGCUCGUAGACUGCAAACUGGCUUUGUUAUGUUGGGUCGAGGCAGGCGGGCCAUCAGCGACUCAGAAACAAGCUCGGGGCAUCGAUGGGCGCACGACAGUCGCGGGCUGCUUUGAAUCCGGUCUCUUCAAGCAUGGGCCAUAACUUCCUGAGCUUGGAAGAUUACACGCCACCUGACUGGGCGAGCGGCAUACCUCUGGCACCCAGCCGCCGCUUCCGUCUGGGCAUGUUGCCCACACCCAUCCACGAGUGGCGGCUGCCUGGGCUUCCGGAGGGCGUGAGGGUGCUGGUGAAGCGAGACGACCUCAGCGGCAUGCAACUCAGCGGCAACAAGGUGCGCAAGCUGGAGUUCCUGCUGGCGGCCGCGGCGGCGGGCGGCCACGACUGCGUCGUCACCAUCGGCGGCAUCCAGUCCAACCACGCCCGCGCCACCGCCGUGGCCGCACGCUACCUGGGACUGGACUGCCACCUCAUACUGCGCACCAGCAGACAGGACGUGGACAGUGACCCCGGGCUGGUGGGGAACCUGCUGGUGGAGAGGCUGGCGGGCGCGCAGCUGCACAUGGUAACCAAGGAGGAGUACGGCGCUGUGGGCAGUACGGCACUGCUAGAGCAGCUGGCACUGGAGCUGCAGGCGGCCGGCAAGAACCCGUACGUCAUUCCUGUGGGCGGUUCCAGUGCACUGGGCACGUGGGGGUACCUGCAGGCAAUCGAUGAGAUCAUUCAUCAGUCUCGCGAGAUGGGUGAGACCAUCACGGACAUCGCAAUGGCGUGCGGCAGCGGCGGGACCACGGCUGGACUGGCGCUGGGGUCGCAUCUCAGCGGCCUGGGCGCACGCGUGCACGCCUACGGCGUGUGCGACACGCCCUCCUACUUCUAUGACUACAUCAACGGCCUCUUUCAAGGCCUGGGACUGGAGGUGCCUGCUGGCUCGCCCGGGGGAGGAGCGCAAACCCGCACCCAGCCGCAACAAGGAUCGGCGGAGGGCGGCGCAGCCGGUGGGCAGCUGCUGCUGCUGCAACAGCAGCAGCCGGAUGAGGCGCUGGCGGUGCAGUCGCUGCUGCGUGCGGUGCAGGCGCGCGGGGCAGGCUACGCCAUAAGCACUGAGGAGGAGCUGGCCACAGUGCAGGCUGUCGCCGCCGCCACGGGUGUGGUGUUGGAUCCAGUGUACAGCGGCAAGGCCGUACACGCGCUGCUGCGGGAGGUGCGGGCCGACCCGGGCGCCUGGCGGGGGCGCACAGUGCUGUUCGUGCACACGGGCGGACUGCUGGGUAUGUACGACAAGCUGGAUCAGCUGGGGCCGUUGGUGCAGGCCCGUGGGGCGGCCGUGAGCCGUAUGCAGGUGCAGGCGCCGCCGCGGGAGUAGUAAUGGGAGGGGUGGUGGCGGGAGGAGCGGCCGAGUGAUCCGAUGGCGACAUGGCUGUAGAGGAUGUGACUGGGUUUGGAUCUGGAGGGUGGGGUUGAAGUGCUGAGAUGCUGCGAAGGGGGUGGUGUCUAGGCUGACAAGGAGUAAGGGAUAAGCUCUGGACUUCCCAUCAGAACGUGUUACAAUGGUGGGCAAGUUUGUUACUUGUAAAACUCCUCUGCU
This is a messenger RNA of Chlamydomonas reinhardtii, 2270 nucleotides long. RefSeq lists its product as uncharacterized. The record is from RefSeq and is a predicted model, not a curated record. NCBI's taxonomy places the organism in Eukaryota, Viridiplantae, Chlorophyta, Chlorophyceae, Chlamydomonadales, Chlamydomonadaceae. Gene Ontology annotation, molecular function: D-cysteine desulfhydrase activity. The transcript is spliced from 11 exons. Bases 768 to 2048 code for a protein of 426 amino acids.